CAUCCGCGCUAUUGACCGACCCCCGUGCUGCUGUUUGGGGGACAAUAUCAGUAGCCCGAUGCUUCACUCAUAAGAAAAGACAGUGUUUGCUGGAACUGUCGACGUCCUCUCAUACUUCAUCUGCCCACGCCAGGAUGCCUCGCUCUGCUCUGCAAAAUCUGAGAAAUGUUUCCGGCUGCUAGUCAUUACAGCUUUCUUGAUUGGCGGUGGAUGUAGACGCCGACGCGCCGCCGUAGCUGAUUGUUCUUUAAGUUUUGAUCGUCCGCUUCCGCCUUUUGAUAGUGCGAUAUUAAGGUCUGAUUUUUAAUUUUUAUUUAUUUAUUUAUUUUUCUCUUGGGAAGCGCUUGGUGAUCAUUGUGUGGCCAAACGCAGUACUAUGCGAGCAGAGGGGCUGGAGGCUGGCGGAGACUGGGACUGAGAGGCAGAGAUCUCUCAGACACCGUGCGCGUCUUUCUUGGACACAUCUCGGAGACAACUGUGGUGUGGCUCUCCUGCCUGCACACUUUACUUGGCAUUGCGAUGUCCACAGACAGAAAGACAUCGUUGACGGACAAGCAGACUAAAAACGGAACGUCAAAAUAUGUGUUGGAGAGAUGCGCUUCUAUUAACGAGUAUUAUGAUAUUGCCUUCAAGGUGAUGCUGCUGGGAGACUCGGCCGUGGGGAAGACGUGCAUCUUGGUGCGCUUUAAAGAUGGGGCAUUUCUGGGAGGCAACUUUAUAGCCACCGUUGGAAUAGACUUUAGGAAUAAAGUGGUGGAUGUCGACAACCUGAAAGUCAAACUCCAGAUCUGGGAUACAGCCGGUCAAGAGAGAUUCCGCAGCGUAACGCACGCCUACUAUAGAGAUGCCCAGGCGUUACUUCUGCUCUAUGAUAUCACCAGCAAGCUGUCAUUUGACAACAUCAGGGCUUGGCUGACUGAAAUACACGAGUAUGCCCAGAAGGAUGUGGUCAUCAUGUUGCUCGGCAACAAGUCGGACAUGGCUGCAGAAAGGGUCGUAAAGACAGAGGAAGGAGAGAAGCUGGCCAAGGAAUAUGGUGUACCAUUUAUGGAGACCAGUGCGAAAACAGGAGUCAAUGUGGAGCUGGCCUUUCUUGCUAUAGCAAAGGAGCUGAAGCACAGAGUGACACAGCAGCCGAAUGAGCCCAAGUUCCAGAUACAUGACUACAUCGAGUCCCAGAAGCACAAGUCUGGCUGCUGUAGCCUGGUGUAGCUGAUGCUGAUCACCAGGCAGAGAGACACACACAUAGAGAAGGAGAAAGAGAAAGAGAGGGAGGGAGGGGAGUGGGGUCGAGGUAAAAAUGUCUGCUCUCUUACAAAAAGCCAAUCCCAGCACCAAACCUGAGAAGUGGUCGCCCCUUGACUUCUCCACUGAGCUUUUAGCUGAAUGGAAGUGAAUCUGGAUUGGCUGCCAUCCCUUUUAUGAAAUGUGAAUUUAAAUCUCUUUUAUGUCAUGCGUAGAAAUGUUUGUGGUCUUUGUGGUGACAGUUGUAUCAAACUACAAGUCAGGAGUUACAAUCUGAAAUGCUAUAUCCAUCUGCAGGGACAAAAAGAAAACAGAUUUAUCAUUCUGCUCUUGAUAAUCGGCAGUUUUAUACGAACAAUCAAUACGACUGUUGAUGUGGAUAUAACAUUUUGCCAUGCAGCUCUUAGUUUGUUUCAUCCCAGUUUUACCAGGCUGUGAACUGAAUCCCUUUUGGCCUUACAGUCUUCAUCGUUAUCCUUUGAUAAUCUAGUGUGUUUGAGAAGUGGACUUCAGUCUCACAGUCAGAUUGUAGCUAAAAUGAUCCCGUCUGUUCACAUCUGUACUGCUGUUAGAUAGAAUAAAGCCAACGUUUUGAGGGUGCUCGACCACUGUGUGUCUGUCUGUACAUUCAAUUCAGGGCCAGUGAAACUUCAUUCAAAGUACUGUACAUGUAACUGUGCUGGAGGAUCACCCCACCAGGCUACAUACAAAGAGAUUAUUUUCAUUAUUUUCAUGUCUUCAGUUCAGAGUUUUCUCAGCAUGCAGUUUGCCUUUUUGCCAUUCACACACAGAGAUGCAGACAGCACUCCCAAACAUUCUUGUGUCUCCUUUAACGAUGGAUGUUGUUGUCUAGGCUGUACUGAAGCUGUAUUUGUUCACGCACCGCAUCGUGUAACUCGUUUCUUUGUACAAUGUUCAUUAUGAAUGUUUGCUUGUCGAACUUGCUUGAUGUCACAUUUGUCCCUCUUCUGAGGCGUCACGGUGAUCACAAAGUGCCAUGAAAAAGUGCUUUGUUAUCAUAUUAUAUAUAUAUAAAAGUAUAUUUUGUAAUGUA
This is a messenger RNA of Seriola aureovittata, 2299 nucleotides long. RefSeq names its product ras-related protein Rab-37-like. The transcript has 9 exons. Gene Ontology annotation, cellular component: endosome; Golgi apparatus. The record is from RefSeq and is a predicted model, not a curated record. Gene Ontology annotation, molecular function: GTP binding; GTPase activity. NCBI's taxonomy places the organism in Eukaryota, Metazoa, Chordata, Actinopteri, Carangiformes, Carangidae. The coding region runs from base 520 to 1212 and encodes 230 amino acids.